Messenger RNA from Neoarthrinium moseri, 9627 nucleotides. RefSeq lists its product as uncharacterized. The transcript has 2 exons. Gene Ontology annotation, biological process: protein retention in Golgi apparatus; late endosome to vacuole transport; mitochondrion organization. Gene Ontology annotation, cellular component: extrinsic component of membrane. The coding region runs from base 1 to 9627 and encodes 3208 amino acids. NCBI's taxonomy places the organism in Eukaryota, Fungi, Ascomycota, Sordariomycetes, Amphisphaeriales, Apiosporaceae. The record is from RefSeq and is a predicted model, not a curated record.
AUGUUGGAAGGCUUGGUCGCCGGUCUGCUGAACCGCUUCCUGGGCAUGUACGUCAAGAAUUUUGACCCUACCCAGUUGAAGGUCGGCAUCUGGUCCGGCGAUGUAAAGCUGCGCAACCUAGAGCUGCGUAAGGAGGCGCUCGACCAGCUCAAGCUCCCGAUCAACGUCGUCGAGGGGCACCUCGGCGAGCUGACCCUCACCAUCCCCUGGUCGAAUCUACGCGGCGCUCCCGUCAAGGUCUUCAUAGAGGAUGUCUUCCUGCUCGCCUCGCCCAAGGAGGAGGCCGCCUACGACGAGGACGAGGAGGACCGCAGGAAGCAGCGGCUCAAGAUGGAGAAGCUGGACUCGGCCGAGCUGCUGAAGGAGCGUUCCCAGGCCGGGCUCAGCCAGGAGGAGCAGAAGAAGAGCCAGAGCUUCACCGAGAGCUUGGUCACUAAGAUUGUCGACAACCUGCAGGUCACCGUCAAGAACAUACACGUCCGCUACGAGGAUUCCAUCUCCACCCCGGGACACCCCUUUUCGCUCGGUCUCACUCUGGAAGAGUUCAGCGCCGUUUCCACCGAUGGCGAUUGGAAGCCUACCUUUAUCCAGAACUCGACCAAGACGACACACAAGCUUGCCAAGCUUGACGCCCUCGCAGUCUACUGGAAUACCGACACAAAGCUGCUGGGCUCGGGUCGUGAAGCCCUAGCAGACGGCGACGACACUCUGUCCCACGACGACAUGAUUGCUGAAUUCAAGAGGAUGAUCGGCAAGGACGACGGCGGCGACGACGUGGACGCUGCACAACACCAGUUCAUCCUGAAACCCGUCAGCGGACAGGCCAAGAUCGAGCUCGACAAAUCAGGGGACACUCACACCCCCAAGUUCAAGGGCAGCUUGCUGUUCGAUGAGAUUGGUGUCGUUCUGGAUGAUGACCAAUACCGCGAUGCUCUCAUGAUGGUCGACCUCUUCCACUACUUUAUCCGGCACCAGGAAUACAAGAAGUUGCAGCCCAAGGGAGUCUCACCCAAGGAAGACCCGCGGGCCUGGCUCAGGUUCGCUGGCGAUGCUGUGCUCUCCAAAAUCCACGACCGCAAUCGGCGGUGGAGUUGGGAUUACUUCAAGGAGAGGCGGGACGAUCGCCGCCGGUACAUCGAGAUAUUCAAGAAAAAGAAGGCCAACCAACAUCUGACCCCCCAGGAGACGGAUGACCUGAACAGGCUGGAGAUGAAGCUCGAAUACGAGGAUCUACGCUUCUGGAGAUCGUUAGCCCGCAAUCAGCUCAAGAAGGAGAACGCGGAAGCCCUCAAGAACGCACCCCCGAAGGAGGAGCACCCCCAGGGAUGGCUUGCGUGGGCCUGGGGCUCCAAGCCGUCGCAGCAGUCUCAGCAGUCUGACGAAAACACUCAGAUGACAGAAGAGCAACGGCAGGAGCUCUACGAGGCUAUUGAUUGGGACGAGAAACAAGCACUCGCAGACGCAGUGGACGCCCCGCGGGAUGCCGUAAAGAUGCAGUUUGAUGCAUCUCUCAGUACUGGCAGUUUCACCCUCAGGCAAAGUCCGCAUGGCGCCAAGAGGGAUCUCCUGAGUCUUCACUUCGAUGUUUUCAAAGCCAAGGCACUCAAACGAACCGAUUCCGUGCUCGCGGAUCUCAGCCUUGGAGGCUUCCGUGUCAAUGAUGGCACCACCGCCAACUCCCUGUUCAAGGAGAUCGUCAGAGUCAAAGAUGCACCAGAACAGAGCAAACAGAAGCGGCUCUCGAUUGUGGACCUAGAAAAGACGGAGCACACUUCCUUCUUCGAUCUACAGGUGGAGCAGAACCCUCUCGACGGCCAAGGUGAUUUCGCCGUGACCGCAAAGUUAAAACCCCUCGAGAUCGUAUGGAACCCCAACUUCGUUGUGGGUGUAGUCGACUUCUUCAAGCCCCCGGAACGGCACAUGGAGUCCAUUAGUGCCCUCAUGGAAUCGGCUGGUGCCACAGUCGAGGGCCUAAGACAGCAAACGAGAGCUGGUCUGGAGUUCGCUCUCGAAGAACACAAGGCCAUUAAUGCCAAGUUGGACCUGCAGGCCCCGCUCAUCAUUAUCCCGCAAGAUAUCACGACUAAGAGGUCGAAUUGCCUCAUCCUCGAUGCAGGUCACAUCAGUGUCAGCAGUGAACUUGUUGACAAGGACACCUUGAAGCAGGUGCAAGAAAAGCAGCAUCAGCAGUAUUCAGAUGAAGACUUCAAGCAGCUAGAGUCCCUCAUGUACGACCGUUUCCUCGUAAAGCUUACCUCAACCCAGGUCCUCAUCGGCCCAUCCAUAGAGGAUACCAAAUCUCAAUUGGUUGAGAAGGAUGAUGCUCGCAUGUAUCACGUCGUCGAGAAGAUCAACCUAGACUUUGUUGUUGCUCUAUCGAUCCUUCCCAAGGCCCCCAAUUUGACCAAGGUGAAGAUAUCCGGGCGAAUGCCGGUCCUGCACGCCACAGUUUCCGAUACCAAGUACAAGAGUCUCAUGAGGCUCAUUGACGUUGCAAUACCAAAAUUUGGUGGCGACGCACAACAGACCCAGGCACCACAGCGGCCUAAAAGGCCUCGCCUUCUCAGCAGUGCCUCGAGUAGAUCACGGAAAGCCCAUCGACGGAAAUCGUCAGCCAACCUGUUUAACACACAACAAACAGCUGUCAUACUUCACGAUGACGACGACGAUGAUGAUGACUUCGAAGAUGCGCCUGACGGGAGUACAAACCAACAGCUCAAGAUGCAGCAGCGCACCUUCGAAUUCAAAUUCGCUGUCGACAAGCUGCAAGGCUCCUUGUACCGAAGUGACCCAGAUGGUCAGAAACCCGACGCGUUGUUGGUGGAGCUGGUUGCCGAGAACUUUGAUCUUGAGUUCUACAUUCGACCUUUCGACAUGGCUGCCGAAGUAUCCCUCGGCUCGGUCACCGUCGAUGACUUCGUGGACAACCCCUCCGCAGACUUCAAAUCGAUCGUUUCUUCCGGCGACGUUGAAGACAGACAAGAGAAACGAGAUCUCGUCAAGGUCAAAUUUGUCAAGGUCAAGAGAGAGUCUCCCGAGUUCAUGCCGGUCUAUGAGGGCAUAGAGACCAACAUCAACGUCGCUGUCUCCACCAUAAACCUUAUCGUGACCCGAAAAACACUUCUCACACUGCUGGAUUUCAUUCUUGUCACUUUCACCAACAAUGACAACGUCAGCACCCAACGCCAGAAGGCUAUCAUUGAUAGUGAGGAAGAAGAUGAGGAAGACGGCGAUGACGAUAAGCCCCAGAUCAUUGAACCGUCCCCUGAGUCGCCACAAAAUGACGCAGGAUCCAUCCGAGUGAAGGUCGACCUCAAGACUAUACGCAUGAUUCUGAAUAAUGACGGCAUCAGGCUUGCUACGCUAUCUUUCAACCAUGCCGACGUCGGUGUAUACCUGUCUGGCAAGACGAUGCGUAUUGCGACAAAGCUUGGCGACUUGAGUUUGGUGGAUGAUGUAAACGUAGGCGCAUCGGAAGACUCAAGCUUACGACGACUGGUCACAAUCCAGGGCGACGAGCUGGCUGAUUUCCGGUACGAGACAUUCGAUUCGAGCAAUGAGAAGGCAUAUCCUGGAUAUGACUCGUCCAUCUUCCUUCGCGCCGGCUCCAUCAAAGUCAACUUUAUGGAAGAACCGUUCAGGAAAAUCAUUGAGUUCUUAGUGAAAUUCGGCAAGAUGCAGGCGAUCUACAAUGCCGCGCGUCAAGCCGCUGCAAACCAGGCCCAACAGAUACAGCAGAGUACCAGCCGGUUCAAGUUUGACGUCAUUGUGAAUACACCCAUCAUCGUGUUCCCGGGGUCAAUUUCACCAGGCCGACCGAAGCGUGAUCUGAUCACAGCUUACCUUGGAGAGAUAUAUGCGCAGAACAAGUUCGCUCCUCUGGAUGAUUCGGAAGAUUCCGAGGUGGCUAUGAAGUUGUCAGCGGGUAUUCGAAAUGUUAGGCUUACAUCGCUCUUCCACUACGAAAAGGACGAAGCGGAGGAGUUGGAAAUGAUCGACCACGUCGAUCUUGGCUUCAACAUUACAUAUGCCGAGCACAAAAAGGGAUGGAAGCGUCCAGAUAUGGAGAUCGAAGGCAGGAUGACCGAUCUAAACCUCAAGAUCACUCAGUAUCAGUUAAGCUCACUCCUUGCGAUCUCAAAGUCCGUCCCAGCUGCAUUUUCUACCGACGCUGAAGCAAGCGGCGAGGAAGCUGAGAGAGAUGUUGACGAGGGCACUCUCCGACGAGCUAAGACCAUGUCCUCGACCACUACCGGCGGCGAUAACUCGCUGAUCGAUUUGGGACCAGAACUCGGGACUCGCGAGGAUGCCUGGACAAAACUGGACCUCGUCUUUGAUGUCCACAAGAUUGGUUUGGAAUUAAUCGACGCGCCAGAUGGCAGGCCCGUGGGCAACACAGACAAUGCUAGCUUGGCGCAAUUCUCAUUGGAUGACAGCAAACUCAAGACUCGAAUGCUUUCCGAUAACUCUCUCGAGGCCGAGUUCGUCAUACACUCCUUCACCAUCCAGGACUCCCGCCGGAGGGAUGGCAACAAGUUCCGAAAGAUCAUGACUUCUUCCAAUAAGAGUGUGCAGCAGUUUAUGGCCUCCGUGUCCAUGAGCGGUGGCCAGAACCGUAACGUGAUUGCAAUGGUCGCUGUUGACAGCCCGAGAGUUAUUUUUGCUCUGGAUUAUGUGUUUGCCAUUCAACACUUCGUGUCAACUGGUUUGCAGUCUGAUGAAGCCCCACAGGUUGAAGAUAUCCCUGAAGAGUCAUCAGAUGGGUCUGAUGCCGACUCUAUGCAAGUCGUCUGGACUGGUAGUCAGUCACAAAAGCCUGGGCAGGAGCUUCAGAAAGACGACGCAAAGCAGGACGGCUCACAGAUGAGCCUCGCCUUCCGUGUUAAUAUCGUGGAUGCUCAAGUCAUUCUGAUCGCCAAUCCCCUAAGUUCAAGUUCAGAGGCUAUUGUGCUGGGCACGAAGCAGGUGCUCUUGUCUCAGCAGCAUGCACUAACUUUCCAAGUCUCCCAGGUCGGCAUGUUCCUGUGUCGCAUGGACAGAUUUGAGGAAAGCCGCCUGCGUAUUCUUGAUGACUUUUCGAUACAGCUGUCGAUGGACAGCUCCCAGUCUAACUUGACGAGCAUCCACAUUGACAUCGAGCCCCUGAUUCUGCGGCUUUCACUGCGCGAUAUCUUACUUGUCCUUCAAAUCAUCAGCAAGGCAUCCGAGCUGUCAGCCGACAAGCCUGAAGAUUCCAAGCCCAGCGCUUCCGAUAAAAAGGCUCAACAACUUCGAGGCGAUGGCCUCAAGCAGCGCACUGCCAGCGGUCGUGGUGGUUCUACCAUCGCCAACCGAACGAAGGGUGCUCGGACAGCUGGCACUGUGACGACCCGUACGCGCAAGUCAUCACAGCCACAGAAGCCUGUUCACGAUUUGAGCAAGGGCCCGAAACGGCACGAAGAGUUGACUGCGACCAUCGACGGGAUUCGUGUUGUACUGAUAGGUGAUGUCCAUGAACUGCCUAUCUUGGACUUGAGCGUCAAGAAUUUCACGGCAUCGGCAGCCGACUGGUCAGGUAGUCUCAAGGCGGAAACUGCAAUCGAUAUGUAUAUUAAUGUGUACAACUUUGCCAAGUCCGCCUGGGAACCACUGCUGGAGCCUUGGCAGGUUGGUCUCGGUGUGGCGAGAGCCCAGGACACUGGAUUGCUCUCGGUAGACAUGCAGUCAAGGAAAACAUUUGAGGUCACAGUCACCACCGCCACCAUUGCCUUGGCAUCGAAAUCCUUUGAUUUCUUGACUGAAAACGAAGAUGUCCUUGGCAAACCGCGGGGCGCCGAGACGGCCUACAAGAUUCGGAACUACACCGGAUUUGACGUGAUUGUCCAGGCCAGGAACCAAAGCAACACGGAUAACAUCUCAGUCAGACUUGACGAUGGCCAGGAAGCCCCUUGGAGCUUUGAACACUGGGAAAAGAUGCGUGAGAAUAUCAUGUCUGACAGCAAUACGGCGAACAGUGUGACGGUGCAGAUCGAAGGUAGCGGUUUUGAUACUGUCAAGAACGUCCGCAUCAAUCGACAGGGCGAGUUUCUUUACAGCCUCCGACCCAAGACGGACAACACGAUGCACCGCCUCCUGGUCGAAGUUCAACUCGGCAACGACAAUGUCAAGUACGUUACUCUAAGAUCACCCUUGGUGGUGGAGAAUGACACGCAGAUACCUGUCGAGCUUGGUGUCUACGAUGCCCAGGAGGGCCAUCUGCUCAAAAUCGAGAAGAUCCCUCCUGGGGAGAGCCGACCCGCACCUGUCGCGGCAUGUUUUGUCAAAUCUCUUCUGGUACGACCGGAUUCUGGAUUUGGUUACGCAUGGUCGUCAGAGCACCUUUGGUGGAAGGAUCUGAUCAAGAGACCAACUCGUACUUUGGUAUGCAAAGGGGAGGGCAAUGAUCCAUUCUACUUCCAGAUGAACACAAGCUUCGAUAGAGGCCACUUCCUGAACGGGAGAUACCCGUACAUGAAAAUCAAACUUUCGCCACCCAUCAUCCUCGAAAAUCUCUUGCCUUACGACUUCAAGUACCGUAUCUACGACAAAAACACUAAGAAGGACUGGACCAACUUCCUCCGAAAGGGCGGUGUUAGUCCUGUGCAUGUCGUGGAGCUGUCACAUUUGCUUCUCAUGAGCAUUGAUAUGCAGGACACUGUAUUCAAGCCCAGCGAGUUUGCUAUCAUCAACCCCGGGGGCCAGGAUGACUUCCGGAAGGAGCACAAGCUGAUUUGCAAGGAUGAAGAAGGCCUUCAACUGCAGCUCCGACUUCAUUACUUCAAGGUUCCUGACGGUGGUGGCGCAUUCAAGGUCACUGUCUACAGUCCUUACGUCGUUCUAAACAAGACCGGCCUCGAUGUCAAUAUACGUGGCAAGCAGUUCCUCCAGCAGGCCAAGAGGGCGGCCGGACAAGCACCUCUGACGGACAACUCGAACAGAGAGCAGCCCAAGGCACUCCCCUAUAUGUUUUCAUUCGCCAGUGACGACCACCGAAACCGUGCCUUGCUCAAAGUUGGCGAAUCGGAAUGGAGCAAGCCUCAAAGUUUCGAUGCCAUCGGCAGUACAUCUGACGUUGUUCUUCCGGCAACCGACAAGAAUACCGAGUACCACGUUGGCAUCACGGUCGAGGCUGGCCAGGGAAAAUACAAGAUGACCAAGGUCGUCACCCUAGCGCCCAGAUUUGUCGUCCAGAACAAGGCUGGGGAGGAGCUCAACAUCAGGGAGCCUGGGUCUUCCAACCUCAUGACUCUCGAGCCUGGCGCACUUCAGCCUCUUCACGCUCUACAGCGAUCCCACAUAAAACAGAUAGCCCUCUGUUACCCUGGCAUCAACAAUCAGUGGACAUCUCCGUUCAACAUCUCAGACCUGGGUACUACUCAUAUCAAAAUAGCCAAAGCUGGCCAGCGGCAGCGCCUCAUCCGAGUGGAGACAUUGAUGGAAGACGCGACUAUCUUCUUGCACCUAAGCAUAGAGACAAAGAAUUGGCCCUUUUCUAUGCGCAAUGAGAGCGACACAGAGUUCACAUUCCACCAAGCCAAUCCCAACAUAGACGACGAUGGGGCUGAAGACCGAUCCGGUUGGCGGCCAAUCCGGUACAGAUUGCCACCUCGGAGCAUUAUGCCAUAUGCCUGGGACUUCCCUGCUGCUAAGUUCAAGGAGGUCGUCAUCACAGCCCAUGGCAAGGAACGACACAUCAAGCUAGCUGAGAUUGGCAACCUCAUCCCCAUGAAGAUUAUCGGCACCUCGGGUGGUCAGAAGAUCAUCGAUAUCAAUGUCGCGGCUGACGGUCCCACCCAGACUCUUAUCCUGUCCAACUACAAGCCUGGCAAGAGUUUGUACCGGCAGAGGACGGGGACCGGAUUGAGUACAAACAGCACCAGCGGAUUCGAAGUCAAACAGCAAAAUACAGGCACUACCUUUCAGGCCCAUCUCAAGCUCUCGGGCAUCGGAGUCUCGCUCAUCAACUCCCAGCUCAAGGAACUGGCUUACAUCACGUUCCGGGAUGUGCAGCUGAAGUACAAUGAGUCGGCGCUGUAUCAGAAUAUCAGCACCUCAAUCAAGUGGAUUCAGAUCGAUAACCAGCUAUACGGCGGACUAUUCCCCAUGGUCCUCUAUCCUUCUGUGGUUCCCAAGCAAGCCCAAGAGAUCGAGAUGCACCCCUCACUGCAUGCCAUGGUCACUAGGGUUAAGGACGACUCCUACGGUGUUAUCUAUAUCAAGUACGCAACUCUUCUGCUGCAGCAGAUGACGGUUGAACUUGAUGAGGAUUUUAUCUACGCCGUGCUGGACUUCACGAAGGUACCGGGUGCAUCUUGGACCGAAACCCACGAAGGAAAGCUUUGUGACGAAGGCUUGGAUAUCCCUGAGCCAAAGCAGCAACAGUCGGGCCAGGACAUCUACUUCGAGGUCCUGAACAUUCAACCUAUGCAACUCGAUCUCUCAUUCAUGCGCACAGAGCGUGUGAAUGUGGAGGACAAGACUUCUUCGCAUAACCCGGUCAUGUUCUUCGUCAAUGCCAUGACCAUGGCCAUCGGCAACGUCAAUGAUGCGCCCAUACGUUUGAAUGCCUUACUACUAGAGAACGCCCGCGUGUCAAUACCCGUACUUGUUCAAAACAUGUCCAAUCACUACAGUCAAGAGGUCAUCUAUCAAGUUCACAAGAUUAUUGGCAGCGCUGACUUCCUGGGCAACCCAGUCGGUCUGUUCAAUAACAUCAGCAGUGGUAUCACAGAUGUCUUCUACGAGCCAUACCAAGGACUCAUUAUGUCCGACAAGCCUGAAGAUCUUGGACUGGGUAUUGCCAAGGGUGCAGCCAGCUUUGUGAAGAAGUCGGUCUACGGCUUCUCCGAUUCGUUCUCCAAGAUCACCGGCAGUUUCAGCAAAGGCCUCGCCGCAGCGACGCUGGACAAGCAGUUCCAGGAUCGCCGUCGCAUCACACGCGCGCGGAACCGUCCGAAGCAUGCUCUCUAUGGCUUCACAGCCGGCGCCAACUCGUUUUUCACAUCAGUUGCCUCUGGCGUCGGAGGCGUAGCCAAGAAACCUCUCGAAGGUGCUGAACAGGAGGGCGCCGCGGGAUUCUUCAAGGGUGUCGGAAAAGGUGCUCUGGGGCUGAUCACCAAGCCCGCCGUCGGCGUCUUCGACUUUGCCUCGAACGUCUCUGAAGGUGUGCGGAACACUACGACCGUCUUUGACGGAUCCGAGCUCGAUCGUGUCCGCAUCACGCGAUUCAUCCCACAGGAUGGCAUUGUGCGGCCAUACAACCAGCGUGAGGCUUUGGGCCAAUCUUGGCUCAAACAAGUCGACAACGGCAAAUACUUCAACGAGGAAUACAUUGCACAUUUGGAGCUACCGCGUGAGGAUAUGGUCGUCAUGGUGACGUACAGCCGAAUUCUACUCAUUAGAAGCCGGAGACUUACCACCGAGUGGGACGUCCCACUCAAGGAUGUCCAGACCAUCGCGAAGGAGCGCACAGGAAUCAGCAUCGUGCUGAGGGGCGGCACAAACGGACCCUUCGUCCCCGUCGGGGAGGAGAGCGGAAGGGGAUUCUUGUACCGCAUGGUUGCUGUGGCUGUGGAGGAGUUCAACCGGAGAUUCAGGGGCUUGGAGUGA